GUCCGGCGGCAGCAGCUCCCGCGGCGGCGGUUCACGCGAGGCGCGCGAUGGAGCCCUGCGCCCCGCAGCAGCUCCCGCGGCGGCCGUGCGCAAUGGAGCCGCGCGAGGAGUACCACGGGGACCAGGAGGAGCGCGGGGACCAGGAGGAGCGCGGGGACCAGGAGGAGCGCGGGGCCGAGGAGGAGCGCGGGGACGGGGAAGACUGCGGGGACCAGGAGGACUGCGGGGACGCGGUGGCCGCCUGGUGUGACAUGGUCGGGAGGAACGUGCGAUCUAUUCCACAACGCUGUGAAACUCUCGGAAGAAAAAUUGCCACUCAGUACAACAGCUUUACCAGUAAACCAUUAAAAGAGCACAUUUUCCCUCCUCUGAUGAACAUGCUAAUUUAUUUUAAUUUUUUCAAAGCACCGUUUCUUGUGGACUUAAAGAAGCCGGAGUUAAAGAUGCCUCACACAGUGAAUUUCUAUAUCAAGGUUGAGCCUGGGGUGAUUCUGGGAAUCUGGCACACAGUUCCCAGCUGCCGGGGGGAAGAUGCUAAAGGAAAGGACCGUUGCUGGUACGAAGCAGCCCUUCAUGAUGGCAACCCAAUUAUUGUCUAUCUUCAUGGCAGUGCAGAACACAGGGCAGCUCGUCACAGGCUUAAUCUAGUAAAGGUGCUGAGCGAUGGUGGCUUUCACGUCUUGUCUGUUGACUACAGAGGGUUCGGGGACUCUACGGGUAAGCCCACAGAGGAGGGACUGACUGCGGACGCUAUUUGUGUUUAUAAGUGGACCAAGGCAAGAAGUGGCUCCACCCCCGUGUGCCUCUGGGGCCACUCUCUGGGUACAGGAGUUGUAACGAAUGCCGCAAGAGUCCUGGAAGAGAAAGGAUCCCCAGUUGAUGCUAUUGUUCUGGAAGCUCCAUUUACCAACAUGUGGACUGCAAGUAUCAAUUAUCCCUUGUUAAAGAUUUACGAGAAACUUCCAGGAUUUUUACAAACACUUAUGGAUGCUCUGAGAAAAGACAAAAUAGUCUUCCCUAAUGAUGAAAAUGUAAAAUUCCUGUCUUCCCCCAUCCUCAUCCUUCAUGGCGAGGAUGACAGCACAGUGCCUUUGGAGAUUGGAAAACAGCUCUAUGAAAUUGCACACAAUGCAUACAGGAACAAAGACAGGGUCAAGAUGGUGAUCUUUCCUCCUGGUUUCCAACACAACCUGCUUUGUAGGAGCCCCACCCUGUUAAAAACCGUGAGAGAGUUCCUGAGCCAGCAGUGGGCGUGAGGUCGGAGAGCAGCAGAAACCUCCCUUGAAGACUUGGUCCAAACACCACCUGUGAUGUGUACUUCUUGUAUAAAACUGUACCGAGAUGCUUGGAUGAGCUAAAGUCUGCCAGUCACUUGCCAGCUACAAAGCAUGGAUGCUGGGUGGUAUGGAAUGCUCUCAUUUAGUUCAUGGAGCAUGCUCAAACAUCACUGUGAAGGAUCAGAAUUUGGUAAAAACUGGACCCC
Messenger RNA from Pipistrellus kuhlii (Kuhl's pipistrelle), 1483 nucleotides. It is a transcript of the gene ABHD12B, whose product is annotated as abhydrolase domain containing 12B. The record is from RefSeq and is a predicted model, not a curated record. Gene Ontology annotation, cellular component: endoplasmic reticulum membrane. The coding region runs from base 48 to 1256 and encodes 402 amino acids. The transcript is spliced from 13 exons. Gene Ontology annotation, biological process: monoacylglycerol catabolic process; phosphatidylserine catabolic process. Lineage: Eukaryota; Metazoa; Chordata; Mammalia; Chiroptera; Vespertilionidae. Gene Ontology annotation, molecular function: monoacylglycerol lipase activity; phosphatidylcholine lysophospholipase A1 activity.